Suillus subaureus is the source of this 1092-nucleotide messenger RNA. RefSeq names its product copper fist DNA binding domain-containing protein. Gene Ontology annotation, molecular function: copper ion binding; RNA polymerase II cis-regulatory region sequence-specific DNA binding; DNA-binding transcription factor activity, RNA polymerase II-specific. The annotation marks the transcript as partial. The transcript is spliced from 4 exons. Gene Ontology annotation, biological process: intracellular copper ion homeostasis; positive regulation of transcription by RNA polymerase II; intracellular iron ion homeostasis. Lineage: Eukaryota; Fungi; Basidiomycota; Agaricomycetes; Boletales; Suillaceae. The record is from RefSeq and is a predicted model, not a curated record. Gene Ontology annotation, cellular component: nucleus.
AUGUCUUCUAAUCCAUCUAUCAUUCAGGUUCUCGUCAGUGAUAAGAAAUAUGCGUGUGAAACGUGCAUAAAGGGGCAUCGCUCAUCCGCAUGUAAACACACCGAUCGUCCCCUUUUCGAAAUUAAGAAAAAAGGUCGUCCAGUCACUCAGUGUGAGCACUGUAGAGAGCUACGAAAAACAAAACAAGUGCACGUCAAAUGUUCAUGUGGGUCUCAAGAUCAAGGUACCCCCGGUGCCCACGAGGCAUCCCACAGCAAGAAGGGGAUGCCGAAGUUACCGGCUACUGCUGCGUUUCCUAAUGGCCUUCCUGAGGCCCUUGAAACGCUAGCUACAUUGCUGCCGGCAUCGGACGACUCAGACCACAGCGGUGAAACUUCUCCAACUGGCUGUAGAUGUAGCUCCAGUGGCCCCUGCAAUUGCUGUACCCCUCGCAAGCCUGCCACUCGCCGUCGCUUCUCCGGUGCAGAGCCUCCUAAACGAGACAAGCUUCAUUCAGACUCCUCAAAACACCACGAAUCCCUAUCUCCUCCUCUUUCAUCUCACGUCUUAGCACGCAUUGCUGAGCUCCGUCCAGUAGCUCCCAGACCAGCUCACAGGCAACUCCCUCUCGACGGCUCCUUACAUAAUCCAUCUUCGGGCGUCCCUCACGGUCAUAGCAUCCGCCAUCAUAGCUACGACUUCAGUCCUUACGGUCGCGCCUACGGGUACACUCACUCAGAUCACCCUCACGAUCAAAAGGGGUCCUCACUGACUCCUGAUCCCCGCUCGUUUGCUGGACGCUCUGUUCAAUCCCAACAGCAAGCCCUGAGAAGUCAGACGGUACCAGAUGCCUGGUCGCCUGCUGAGGCCUUCCCCUCUGUCUGCGCCUGUGGUGACUCAUGCAUGUGUCCUGGAUGUACCUUGCACAACAAUCCAUCAAUCACCGGUGGGGCUACCUAUGCCUCGUGCAGUAACCCAUCCACCUGCGCCUUUUGUCUCGAUUGCACCAUAUUGUCUAUACCAGCAGGCAAUCCGCCUCCUAACAUUGACUUAUCUUCUGAUCCAUCACAAUCACAAGAAUUUGAUGAAUGGCUCAGACAAGUCGCACUUAGC